GACCUCUUCGGCGACGGCUUAGUGUCUCAGAGGAGUAGCAGAGUACGGUCUGGAGGAAGGGCUUCUGGUCAGCCCAGGUUCUAUCAUAAUGAAUGGAUCCAGUGUGGCGAAUACAUCACCCAGUGUAAAAUCCAAAGAGGACCAGGGGUUAAAUGGGAAUGAAGAGAAGGAAAACCCAUUUGCAGAGUACAUGUGGAUGGAGAAUGAAGAGGAUUUCAACAGACAGGUGGAGGAGGAGCUGCAGGAGCAAGACUUCUUGGACCGCUGCUUCCAGGAGAUGCUGGAUGAAGAAGACCAAGACUGGUUUAUUCCGUCAAGAGACCUCCCUCAGGCCAUGGGACAGUUGCAACAGCAGUUAAAUGGACUGUCAGUCAGCGACGGUUGUGAUUCUGAAGAUAUUUUGAGCAAAAGUAACCUGAACCCGGAUGCGAAGGAAUUUAUUCCAGGAGUGAAGUACUGAGCCAACAGAAAGCUUUGAGGAGGACUUGUCUGUUCCCACA
This is a messenger RNA of Galeopterus variegatus (Sunda flying lemur), 500 nucleotides long. RefSeq names its product poly(A) binding protein interacting protein 2B (gene PAIP2B). Gene Ontology annotation, molecular function: mRNA regulatory element binding translation repressor activity. Gene Ontology annotation, biological process: negative regulation of translational initiation. The coding region runs from base 89 to 460 and encodes 123 amino acids. Gene Ontology annotation, cellular component: cytoplasm. Lineage: Eukaryota; Metazoa; Chordata; Mammalia; Dermoptera; Cynocephalidae. The transcript is spliced from 4 exons. The record is from RefSeq and is a predicted model, not a curated record.